Molecule: messenger RNA, 1128 nt
Organism: Cladocopium goreaui
Lineage: Eukaryota; Dinophyceae; Suessiales; Symbiodiniaceae
Source: the annotation of a GenBank genome assembly
AUGGUGCGCUACAAGUUUGAUGUUGGUGUUGAUGACACUCGCAAGGAAGCUUUCCGUGCAGCAGCAGCAGACUGGCGCACGCACACCUGCAUCGCAGUGGUGGAGGAUGAUAACGCAGAAUAUCCUUACAUCCUGGUGGGCAUCUAUGCUGAAGGAAGCUGUUGGGCCUACUUGGGACGACCUUCGACUUUCCACAAGAUCAACCUGGGAUGGUGCAAAACCAUGAGCCACAAAGGAUCAAUGGUCCAUGAACUUGGCCAUGGUUUGGGCGUCAACCAUGAGCAAAAGCGUGCUGAUGGGUCGCAACAAUAUCAUGGCAAGGGACCACACCUUGAGAUGUUUUGGCAGAACACUGAGUCAUGGGGAAGUCAGUACACCCCUGCCGUCAAUACCUACAUCGGUUCUGCACAUGAUGGUGGAGACGACCCUCAAAUUGGCUAUGCUCCGUAUGACUUUGAGAGCAUUAUGCACUACUUUCGACAGCGAAAUGCCGACCACACUAUCAACGACGGCUGGUACUUCAACACCAUUCCAUCGUCUGCCCAGAGCCUCGUCGGGCAACGCAAUGCCUUGUCUGCAGGGGACAUCAAGCAAGCCUUGGUCACCCUUAGCACAUCGGCAUGGGUCAGCAUUGCUUUCACGACGCCUUUCGCAGCAGUUCCAGUGGUGGUUGUGACUCCAACCGAGACAGGAACCACGGAUCCAGCAUCCAUUCGCUUAAAGGACAUCACUACCACUGGUUUCUCAGCAAUUGUUGCCAAACCACCAAACAAAGCUGUGGGUAACAGCGCCAUGACAGUGACUUUCCUUGCAGCUGCGCCGGGCGUGCGCCAACUCGGAGGACUUUGGAUGGAGGCUGGUACAAUUUCAACGCAAAAAUUGGCGUAUUCCACGAAGUGCUUAGGUUCAGGCCUCCCCGCGAUCUCGUGGGAGAAGAUCUCCUUUGCCCAUCAGUUUCCAGCCCCACCGGCUUUCCUCAGCAGCAUUCAGACCGUAAACAAUGAAAAUGGUCUGCCAUCGAACUCACAACCAUGGCUCACCGUUAGUUUGAACAGCGUGAAAGUGAAUGAAGCAUGGGUUGCUUUGGACAGGGCAGAAACAACCAGAUAUGGACAGGCAGCUUACUGA